Messenger RNA from Calypte anna (Anna's hummingbird), 3076 nucleotides. It is a transcript of the gene STOM, whose product is annotated as stomatin. The coding region runs from base 163 to 1005 and encodes 280 amino acids. The transcript has 7 exons. The record is from RefSeq and is a predicted model, not a curated record. NCBI's taxonomy places the organism in Eukaryota, Metazoa, Chordata, Aves, Apodiformes, Trochilidae. Gene Ontology annotation, cellular component: plasma membrane.
GGGGUGCGUUCCCACCGCACCCUCACAUCCCCUCAGGGCGGGACCCAUGAGGAAAGGAGGGGAGCGCAGCGGCCGCGGCCCCUCCCGCGAGGGGCGGAGCAGAGAGGAGCGGAGGGGACAUCGGCUGUGGAGACAUCAGCGGUGGGGACAUCGGGGGAGGCCAUGGCAGACCACGAAGCGGGGAUCACGGGCAAGGUCCGACGUGAGCAAGGUGACAAUAAUACUGGCCUUGGCAUCUGUGGAUGGAUCCUGGUGAUCACUUCACUUUUUUUCACUGUCCUUACAUUUCCUGUAUCAAUCUGGAUGUGCAUAAAGAUUGUGAAGGAAUACGAGCGAGCCAUCAUCUUCAGGCUUGGACGCAUCUUAAAAGGGGGAGCAAAGGGACCUGGUUUGUUUUUUGUCCUGCCCUGCACAGACAGCUUCAUCAAAGUUGAUAUGAGGACCAUUUCUUUUGAUAUUCCUCCUCAAGAGAUCUUGACCAAGGACUCUGUGACAAUCAAUGUGGAUGGAGUGGUUUAUUACAGAGUUCAGAAUGCCACCCUUGCUGUAGCAAAUAUCACAAAUGCUGACUCUGCCACCCGUCUCUUAGCUCAGACUACUCUGAGGAAUGUUCUGGGGACCAAAAACCUUUCUCAGAUUCUCUCUGAUCGUGAAGAAAUUGCACACAGCAUGCAGAACACCCUUGAUGGUGCAACAGAUGAUUGGGGCAUUAAGGUGGAACGUGUGGAGAUCAAGGACGUGAAAUUACCUGUCCAGCUGCAGAGAGCAAUGGCAGCAGAAGCAGAAGCUGCCCGGGAGGCAAGAGCUAAGGUAAUUGCAGCUGAAGGUGAAAUGAAUGCUUCCAGAGCCCUGAAAGAGGCAUCUAUGGUUAUUACAGAGUCCCCUGCUGCUCUUCAGCUUCGUUACUUGCAGACCUUGACCACCAUUGCUGCAGAGAAGAACUCCACCAUCGUCUUCCCCUUGCCCAUAAAUAUGCUGCAGGGUAUCAUAGGUGGAAGUCACUAGGUUGAGUGGGAGGAGAGGGUCUGGAGUGGGGUUUUUUAUGCUACAAUGAAUGCUUGACAUGCUGAAUGCCUUGUGUGUGUUAUGGCAGUGUUCACAAAGUGGAUUUGCUGAGGAACUUCUGUUAUACUAAGUGUGUUAUAAAACUUAUAUGUAAUGUUUGCAAAUACAGGCAGCCAAAAUACUUGAAACUGAAAGCCUCUCAAAAUUAGAAUUGGGUUGUGACCUUGAAUAUGUAGGUAACCAUACUAGCCUGGGUGGGGUGCCUUUAAUCUCUAACCUCCCAUGUUCAUAUAGCAUAUAAAAUAGUGUGGGGUGAAGAUCCAGUAUCUGGAAAGAUUCUUUGUGCUAAAUGGGUCUGUAGCCCUCCAAGGGAAGCAGAACAGCCCCAGCUGUAUUCUCCUGGAGUGCAGCUGGAUGCAAUGGGGUCAGCUGAUGGUUGUCAUCUGGACUGGUUACUGACCUUAUGCAAGGAACAGUAAUGGAAGUCAAUAGAAGAAGGAGAAAACUAUACUGUGUGCUUCUGAAAAUCAGGUUCAUGAUUAAAGAGUCCCCCACUCAUGAAAAACAGCUGUUAGCCAAUGUUACUAAAGUGGAUCUUUCCCCCUGUGUGCUGCCACACAAAUAACAGAACCAUGCUGUAGUUAUAAGCUUGCAGUCACUGAUGCAACAACUUGUGUUGUUGCAAUGGUGUGACUGUAUAGCUUUAUGCUGCUUUAAAGGCAGACCCCACAUCUGAGUGCAUUAUCUGUUUUGGGUUGUUUUUUUUUUAAUUCUCUAAAAAAGCCAGAGUACCAACUCAGCCAUUUUAUGCAGGUCUGAAAUCUGCUUCUCUGGGAAGCAGCAUCUCUGUAACUAGCAGGGAGUUGCAAUGGUUAACACAAGAUGCUGUACUCUUUAUGUAUCUGUUGUAACAAGCUAAUGAUUUACCUGCUGAGGCUGUUCUGAGCAGAUCUGUAGUAUGUAUAAGACAUUAGAGGUUUAUACUUAAUACCAAAAGCAUUUAAUCUUCAGUUCAUGUAGUCUUGAGCUGUCUGUUAAACUAUAUUUGUAUGUACUGUAUUUGUACCUGUUUAGUAGAUACAAUUCCAGGUUAAAAUGAGAAGGAUCAGAGUAUGUGCUGGGGGAAGCUCUUCAGGAUACCACCAGCAGAGGUUGGUAUCUGUUGUUUAAUCACUGGGGGGUGGCAAUGAAAAUGAAAAGGCUGGCUCAGUGAUGUAAGUGUCCUCCUCAGCCAACAAAGUUCCUAACUUGUCUUUUAUCACCUUUCUGCUACAAUCAGGUCUGCAUUUAUGGGUCUUUAAGGGAGGGCAAGGUCUGCUCACCUGUGCCUUGAUGCACUGUUCCUUUGUCACUGUUAGGAAACAAUGCUCAAGCUCUGUUAGGGCUGGAGCUGCCACUGGUUCUUCUCUGCCUCUUUGCUGUGAACUUUUUUUCUUCCUCUGCACCAUGGAAGCAGUACACCCAUCUGCAUGGGUUUGUUUGUCAAUACUUCAGGUAAUACAAGCUGAGCUUGAGUCUUCCUGGGAGAGGGGGCAGAAAUGGGGCUAACAAAGCUGUACUAAUUAGCAUUACUGUGCUCACGCACUUGGAAGUGGAAAACUGAGUAACUGCAGAGCUUUAGGUGAGUCCUUGGGGAAGAUGAGUGAAUCUCUAACUCCCACUGUUGCUGUUGUUGAUGGCCACCCCUGGGAAUUCUUGUUGACAACAGAAGCAUGCUUUCUGCUCUCAGUCUGAAUAAAAAAAAAACAUGCUCUUUACUAAUGAGUGACUUUCUGAAAGAGCAGGAUACUGUUGAUUUAUCAGGGUCUUAAAUGCUUAUAAUUCUAUCAAGGGCAAAGUAAAACAAUACCCAACCCCCAGCACUAAUUUCUGUAACCACUGGGUAAAAGUGCCUGUGCAAAAGAUAGCACAAAAGUUUAGUUUCCUAACGUGUAUUUGUUUCAAGAAAGUUCAAAUGUGGGAUCUGCAGGCUCUGUGUAAUGUUUUCUGUGUAACAAACCCCACCAUUUGUAUUCUUCAUGUAUUCCAUACAAGCUUUAUUGUAUUAAAUAUUAUCAAAGCAAGGAGUAGG